GUUGCGAAUUGUGUGGGAAAUUAUAUAGUAUAAUAGUUUCUCAGAUUCAGAAUAAUAAUAAUAAUAAUAAUAGUAAUUGCUUAACUUAGCGUGACAUAGAUUGUAAAUAUGAGUAACUUCCACUCUCCUAUGAAAUGCAUUUCUCCCAAUGCAAGAGUUUUAACGCCCAAACCGCAAGUACAACAAUUACUGGAUCUACGGCAAAUGCAGUGCAAAGCUCGCAACAGUAUCAUGUGGUUUUUCAUCAACGGUGUGCUACUUAGCAUCAUAAUUUUUGAUAUAUUUUAUGGUGGAUUCGCAUACAAACCGAUUUAUUGGAUUGAGUGGUGCUUAGCAUCAUUAUUUGCUUUGAAUGCUGUGUAUCAUAUUAUACAAUAUACCUGGGCGAUCCUGAAUCUGAAACCGAUUACGCUGAGCUCUAAACAACGGCCGCUUUUAGGAGUGUCAGAAGAUGAUCCUCUGUUUAAAGACGAGGUGCCUCAGAAGCAGACAACUCCAGAGCCAAGUCCAUUAUUAAAUUUGUCAUGCAUAAAUCUUAGCAGACGUUCAACGACUCUUGGAUCUUCGAUUCUGAGUGAUAAGGAUUAUUCGACAUCAGUCCCAUUUUUUAAAUAUAGUAAUUUUACAUCUCCUAAAGCAACUGUGUGCUCCAAUGGAUCACUCAGUAAAUCUACGAACAUUUCUUUAAAUGGUAGCUUAACAAAUGAGGAUCUUAUUCAUGAUGAAUGUGAACUUGAGACUUAUCUCAAAGAAGUCGAACAGCAAAGAAAGUGUGUAUUAUCCCCGAAAGUCGAUCAACCUUCCAAUCUCUUGAGUUCUUUUUGGUCUCAUCCUGCUACUCGGAGUCCUGGUGAGGUAUCACCAUUGUUAAGAAGAUGUGCUUAUCAACUGGCACCUACCAUAGACAAAACAAAAGCAACCAGCCCUGCUGAAGAAGGAAGUUCUCCUAGAGGCACAUUUGGUAUACUAGAUGUAUGGAGGAAAUAUAGAGUUGAUUCAAAUAAAGUAAAUGAAUGGACUGCCAAUCUUCGAAUGUGGAUUAGCAAGACAGUUGUCGAACGUGUGGCAUUGGAGAUAGACAAUAUAUGUGCAACAUUAAUACGUCACGGCCUGAGCGACUCACAGCCAGGCCAUGUAGGUCUCGAUAGACUCAGGAAACUUGCACAAGCACAAUUUUUGGUCUGUGUGAUUCCCACUCUGCCCACAUUAGUUCCCUUUCUAGAGCUCUGUAAUAAUCAGGAAUAUCUCGUAAAAAGAAUAAAAAUACUUGCAAAAGGAGGCUCCAUGAGCGAAUUUAAAUGGAACGGUGGUGGAUCUCACAAUGGUAAAGAGUGGGAUUCUAGCUUGCCAACUGAUUCCGCAAUAAUAAUGCAUUUAAUUUCAACCUACAUGGACACACAAUUGGAAGCGCCUUUGGAUCAGCCAGACGCCAGGCCAUUUACAUCGAGAUAUAUGGCGAGAUCUGGAAUGGAAUUGCCGCGAAAUAAGGGUCCGAUAAUAGUCUGUCAAUCCAUCAAUCCACCGCAUUAUAGCCUGGCACUAUCUGACGAUUCUCUUCCGAGCGAUUAUGAAGAAGUACAACGGGGCCGCAAUAAUUUGUUUCAUACACUCUUACUCUUUUUAUACAUAGUCAAAACGCGAGAUCACGGCAUGUUAGGACGAGUUAAUGCAGGAUCAUCUGGAAUUAAUAUCCUGUGGGUCAUAGAUUGCUGAAACAAAAAUGACUUUUGCUACUUGAUAAAGAUAAAAGAAAAAAAAAGAUUGUGACCA
This is a messenger RNA of Atta colombica, 1770 nucleotides long. RefSeq names its product transmembrane protein 209. The transcript has 8 exons. Bases 109 to 1713 code for a protein of 534 amino acids. Gene Ontology annotation, cellular component: membrane. The record is from RefSeq and is a predicted model, not a curated record. Lineage: Eukaryota; Metazoa; Arthropoda; Insecta; Hymenoptera; Formicidae.